This is a messenger RNA of Patella vulgata (common limpet), 5343 nucleotides long. RefSeq lists its product as uncharacterized. Bases 102 to 3161 code for a protein of 1019 amino acids. The record is from RefSeq and is a predicted model, not a curated record. The transcript has 26 exons. Lineage: Eukaryota; Metazoa; Mollusca; Gastropoda; Patellidae.
CAUGAACUUCCGGAUUAUGUAGAAAUUUGGCAGGUGCCCGUAGCAGUUGAGUGAAAUGGUGAUUUGGAGUUAAAUUACGGCCUUACUUGUCGACUGGGAAAAUGUCUGGAAGUGCAAUGUUAGAAAGGCGACCCACGUCUAGACAUAGUGGUUCCCCUUUAAAAGGACAAUGUAAAAUACAGCAUCGGUCAGAUAUCCUUAUGAAGGAACAGGUUCAGAAUGUUCAAACAAGUCAAGACAUGUUAAAAGCUGCGGAAGCAAAUCUCCAUGCAGCGAAAUCAUCGGAUGCAGACCGGUAUCAGACCAUUGUAAAUGAUCUAGAAAUAAAAGUAGAAAGACAGCUAAUUGUCUUACAGAUAAUGCACAAAUUAGAUAUAGAGUUGGCGUAUGCGAGAGCUGAUUUACAGACGGCCUUAUAUGAACAAGUAGGUGAUAUAAAUACAGCUAGAAAACGGGUAAAAUGGCUGGAAGACAAAAUGGGUGACCUUUGUGGCAAGAAAAGGUUAAAGAGUCAGCCGGUAACAAAAGAUGAUAAGUCAACUAACAAGACAGCGAUAACUAGUCCGGAACAGAGUGAUUUGGCCAUUGAAUCUUCUUCGCAGAUCGAUCCGGAUAAGUCUACCGUGGAACCAGAGUCAGGAGACGUGGAGACCUCUAGUAGCGCUGAAAGCCCAACUCGCGAUUCCAAGAUUAUUAGUGAUGAAACAGAAGUGGCUAAUGAGACUGAAGAAAACAAAACACCUGUAACUGCUGAGACCAAUGAAAAAGAAGUUAGCAAUCUGUCGAAAAAAGUGACAAUUUUUGUGACAACAACCGAUGAAGAUGAGCAGGCUGAUGAUGAUGAUGAAGAUGAUGAUAAAUUAGAAGAGGAACAAAAAGAAACUGACCUUGCUGGUGGUUCAAUUCUUGAUUAUGACCAAUCAUCCAGUACUAAAGAGAAGAAGAAAUCAGUAGUACAAAUAGUUACAGGAGAUGAAGUAAAACAACCAACUUUCCUAACAGAAGUUUCUAAAGUUACGUCUAAAAGUUGUGUUACCAUGGCAUCUAUUGUCGACAGUAAAGGUUAUGUUUGUGAUGUAGAGGAAGAUGCAGUUAGAGAUUAUUGGCAAUCAGAACAUCAUCGAUUUGAUCUCGGACAAUAUUAUAACGAGCUGAUAGAUAACGACCCAAUAUCAUACCAUAAUCUAGGUGUAUCCUUACCUGGAUGUUUUAUAAACACUGAUACAGACGAUCAAGAUUUUAAUGAGUUACCAUGGAGAUUGAGAAGAAAAGAAAGUGAUAUAAAAGAUGUACAUAGAAUAGCAUUAGAUAAACUAGCUGUCAAGUUAAAUGGAAUGUACACAAAGGUUUAUGAUGCGGCCAUGUUGUCUGUGUUACCUUCUUCAAGACAAGGUGAAGGUCAACCACAAGAAUCAAGAUUUCAAUCUAGAGAGAUUGUUGGUCAAGGUCAUCUAACAGAAACAUCAGACAAUACACGAAGUCAGCAGCGAUCUGGUAAGAAAAGUGACGACACGUUCGCGCUGCCGAAAGUUGUAUUAAAGAAAAGGGGAGGUAAUGCCACUAAACUGGUCUACUAUCCUAAACCUAUACCACCUCCAGACGUUCUACCAAUUACUAGAACGAGUAAAAAUAAAGAAUUUCCAAGAUAUUCCAGUGCAUUUGCUGAGCCUGGAGCAGAUAUCCGACCUCCAGCCAAUAGAAUUGUAGACCAGAGAAAUUUAAUGGAAGAAACAAAGUUGGUUUUAUAUCGUGAGAAACCAAAACCAAAGAAAGAAGGACCAAGUACGACAGAACGCAGAUUUAGGCGAAUGCUGGAAAGGGACAGAACUCUGAGUUCCGUUUCAUCCCCAGAAUUCUUUGAAGUUGAAGAAGAAGCUGUAUCACUUCGAAAAAAAUUAAGACAAAGUUUCAUCAUGGCUAAAUCACUGGCCAAAAUAAAGGAAGUGGAUAAAACCGAUCAAGAAGUUGCAGCCGUCAGUGGCUGGCAGUCGAUUAAACCAACAGGAAAAGGAAAAGGAUAUUCUGGUCUAAGAUGGGAGAGAGUUAAGUCAAUUGUCCAUGUAAAUCUGUUGUCUCCACGACCUGAAGAAAGAAGGGAUGCAGCCAAGCAACUAGGAUUAUUAAGAUGUGGAGAUACCAUGGUAUUUUAUGCGUUAAAAGAAAGACUGCAUCGAGAUGAAGAUAUGAGGGUACAAUAUGAAGCAGCUAAAUCGUUGAUUUUAAUAGGUUGUUGGGAUAAUGAAGUAUUACAGGUUAUAUUAAAGUUUUUAGUUACUGGUAAUACAGAAAUAAGAUUAGAUCUAAUCACUACCAUGACAAAAGGAAAGAAUGUACAAUAUGUAGACAAAUCAAUAUCAGCAUUUACUGAGUUAGUGAAAGUUUUAAGUCAUUUUUGUUGCAAUCCUGACCCCGAUGACCCGAUAUCCAUAGAAGCAGCUGUCUUGAUAGGGAAGCUGUGUGUUUCAGAUGUCAACGCCAAAAACAAAUUAUCCACUACCUUGUCAGAAACGGACGAUUCACAUCUCAAAGCCAAGGCUUUGGAAAUUCUGGUAAAACAGUUGAAUUGUACUGAUGAAACAGUGGUUAGAAAUUUAAAAGACUUGCUUCAGACAUCUCCUGUAUCUAAACAUCGAGCUCUUGCGACUAAACUUCUUAUAACUUUAGGACCACAACAUCCAUGUAUUGUAUCAGAUGUAGAGGAUAUUUAUAAUCUGCUGGAGAGAAAACUAUGGGAUGAACCUAGUCUUGAAGUUAGGGUGUCCUCAGGAAAAGCUUUAACAGCACUUGGGAUGUUCUCUAGAGCCUGUGAAUCAGUUGAAAAGAGGUUAGAUGACCGUGAUGAAGAAACCAGAGCAGAAGCAGUUGUUUCUGUUGGAACAUUAGGAAUGAAGAGUGAGAAAUUAACUAGGUUAUUGUUGGAGAUGCUGGAGUUGGAUACCAGUGAAUAUGUUCGUAUAAUGAUCAUUCGAGCCUUCGCUAUCCUGACAUUAACAGAUAAACGUGUAAUGAGAUGUCUGAAAGAAAGGGAGAGAUUAGAAGGUCCUCUAGGAAUCGAAUCCCGUAAAGCUAUUAAAAUUUUAGAAGCUGCUCGAGAGACCACUCCAAAAUUACAAUUGUCUAAAGCUAAUUGUUUACGAUCUGUACAACUAGCAGUUAAAUAGAAGACAAAUUUGAAACCAUUUACGGACAGAGAUGUGUUUGGUUUUUUUUACUGAAUCAGCGCCAUAGAAUUCUAAACAACAGUAUUUUAUAUAACCUUUCAUUAUAUAUAUUGCGCAAAUAACGGGGGCAUCCUGCUACAGGAAAGGACAAUGAACUAUAACACAUACUUAUGGAACAACAGCUACUAAUUUCAAAGGAUCCAAGAGUGUGAUUUAAUGGUGACAUUCAGCUAAUGGAUAGGGCAAUAAACUAUAAAACAGCUACGUGUACUAACUUCAAAGGAUCUAAGAGGCUGAUAUCUACAAUUGAACUAACCAACUGAAAACAAUGGUUGGGAGACUACUUAUGUCUUUAAUUGAUAAAAACCAACAAGAAUUCAUUGGCCAUUUUUUUUACUUGCACUGUACUAUUGGUAUUAUUUAUUCAUGAACAAGGCGGCCGAUUGGCGUGUACGUAACAAGGAGUAUGGUAACUUGUACGGGCUAGGGAAUUAUUGAAAUAUAACUGAACCAUAUGUCUCUCCCUAACUCCCUCCCUCCCCCCCCCCCCUCUCCCUCCCUCCCUCCCCCCUCCCCCCUCUCCCCUCUCCCUCUCCUCCCAAGAAAAGCCUAGUAGAAACUGUAACAAUAUAGACAAUAAAAUCACACGAUGCAUAUUUGGCAGUGUCUUUUAUUCAAGUGACAUAGUACAGGCAAGAUGCACGCGCAAAAACUGAGUGACAAUCUCAGGCGUUACCAACCGAGCACAUAUUUAUCUGAUCGGCUACCACUCGGAAAACCUCGGAUAUUCCGUUACUUAUUAGGAAAUUGCGUCGUUCGAAGCGUGUAUAGAAUUUUCAGUGCAAAGUUGUCCCUGUUUGAAGAAAAUCGGAUAACCUUGAAAGAAAAACAGCUUCAGACUUUGAAAUAUUUGUAUGAUAAAACAUUCUUCAAAGGCGUCGUCAUGGGCAACGCCGUUGGUAAUCCGGGAACUUGAACGUAGUUCCAAUGGCGGACUUCGUCAUACAGCCGAGGCUAGAUGUAGGGACUAGGGUACUGGAAUCUGCUGAGGUUUGUCGAGUGAUCGGAUACAUGCUUACAAAACCAGUCGAUAAAUUUUUAACAUGAUAAUACUACAGAAACGUCUUCAGUCAUAAGUAGUAACUGUAUUCCAUAGAAUUGUGAACUGUAUAUAUUCCAGUUCAAUUACUAAAGACGGGGCACAGACCACUAAUGAUUUACCCAUUUGCUUUAAUGUUAAUUCUCGUCUCUUAGACCGGCUCUAACCUUUUCCCAAAUUCUCGUUGGGUAGAACGCUUUAUGCCACAGAUGGAGCAACGUGUGGCAAAUUCUUGCUCAAAAGCAUGUGUGAGGAUCACCAUGGAAAACUUGAGAUACACAAGCUGGAAGUAGAGACAAGUAAACAUGCAAUUUUCGGCCCUGCAUUUCAACGUAACCAACCUCUCAACUCUUGUAUCCCCCCGCCUCAAAAUCAUGAAUAUUCAUCAAAACCUGGCAGAAAAUGUAUUUUCAAACCGUUUUCUUCGAUUCUACACCAAAAAGUAAUCAAAAAUCGCCAUGCAAAAGGGGGAAAGGGAGAGAAAGACUAAAAAUAACUUUCGCGAAGCAAUAAUUGGUGAGCUGUGUCCAAAUGCCAUUAAAAGAAUUUAUGUGUAUAUUAUAUUAUCUAACUGAGAUAUUUAAUUAUAUAUGUUUUAUAAAUAAUUUAUGGAAUUGUUCAUAUUAUCAAAGUAUAUUAUUCGUUGUUUUAUUAUGUGUAUUUCUGUUUGCAACUAUAGGAGCCAUGGUGGCGCAGUGAGUAAGGCACUGGCUCUUUAACCAAGAGGAGGUUGAAUGAGCCACGGUGGCUAAGUGGGUAAGACGCGUGUUCGGUCCCUGUAUUUGGGCGAGAACGUUCAUCGGAAUUCUCCGACGUGGUUUCCCUUCGUCCGUGUUGCAGGACGGAGGGCCUGCCAAGGAAAGCUGUCUAGUAGUUCGAAUAGGAUGAAAAACCGAGGCCCCGUGUAUACAUUGGCGUGCAGGUGAAAGAUCCUUUGGCAGUUGGUAUUCGAUAUGACUAGACAAUAGUGCCGCUGCCCGGAUAAAUCUGACUUUUCGGGCAGACGGGUAAAGUGAAAAAAAAAACCCAACCUAUUAUUUGAUCUAGUUGGCAAAAUAAAGUGACCAAAAUAAAAAAGAAAAA